This is a messenger RNA of Dimorphilus gyrociliatus, 1282 nucleotides long. The record is from the annotation of a GenBank genome assembly. Lineage: Eukaryota; Metazoa; Annelida; Polychaeta; Dinophilidae.
GUUAAAUAUGCAUUUGCAAAAUGUGAAAGUUGAUAUUUUCCAUUUUCUAUCUAAAUAAGAAUGAAGAGAAAUUAACUAUUUUGAAUAGAAAAUAAAACCUAAUAUACAAAUAAUUCAAAAAUAAUAACUGAUUUUAAUACUGUUAAUGUUCACGAUCAUCAAUACUUAAUAUCUAUAAACUAAAUGGAUUUACUAUUCAUACUUUCCAUCAUUUCCAGGUUAUAGCUGUAAUAAUCUCGAUGACAGGAGUUGCAAUGUUGGCCUAUAUGCAUAAGUCACCUUCUAAAAUGUGGGCGGCUUUGUUAGUCGUUUUUAGUGCUGCUAUUUCAUCAACCUAUAAAGUUUUAUAUGUUAGAUUUUCAUCUCCUAAUUCGAAGUCUGUUGGGUCUGUGGCGUUCUUCCUCAGUGGCGUUGGUUUAUGCAGUUUACUAUCAAGUUGGCCUAUACCUUUGACUCUAGCUUUAACCGGGGUCGAACCACUCAAUAAUCCUCCUUACGGUUUAGUGGCAGGGACUAUUGCGUUGGCUGUUGCCGCUACGCUAUUUGCCAAUAUAGGAUCAACUUUAACUUACAACGUUGCUGUCCAAGCAGGUUUAAUUCUGUCGAUAGGCGUUGCGAUAAUCCUUGACGCCUAUUAUGAACAGUUGGAUUACAGGCCAAUGCAAAUUGGAGCUAUGGUGCUGAUUGCUUGCAGUUUUAUUUUCGACGCAUGCAUUAAUAUACUAUUUGAAUAUUGUAAUAAAGUUUAUUGUAAAGAUAGAAUUAAGAAAAAGCAAGAAAAGACAGAAUCCAGAAAUGGACUUUCAUAUAACAGAUAACAUUUUUUCGUAUAUCUUGAACUCUUCUCUCGUAGAUUAACAAUUGGAAAAUUUUACAUUUUUAUCAAACUCUUUUUUAGGUUUUCUGCAAUUUUUUCUACUUUUAUUAGUAUUCAAAUUUUAUUCAAUUUAUAUAUAAAAUAUACAGAAAUUCAACGAAAGAGCGAAAGAGACAAAUAGGGAAUGAAAGAAUAGAGCCUCAUUUUCUGUUUCCUUUUAUUUUUGCACGUACACGUACGCCAUCUACUUUUCUAUUUUCAAGUGAAUUACAUAAACAUUUUGAAAACUAUCAAAACGACGAUUUUAUCAAUAAUAUAUAAGUAAUAACAAAUACAUUCAGAUAUUACACUCUCCUCUAUUCAUUUAUGUAAUAAAAGUGUUAAUAUAAGCAAGUUAUACACUUUUUUUUAAUGUAAAAUCUGCAUAGUUUCGUCAAACUUGAAUAUAUUGUUUCUGUUCAAUAA